CGGCGCAGGCCGAGCCGGGCCCGGAGCCCGGGCCGGAGCCCGACGGGAUGGGCCUCACCGACCUGCCGGGCGAGCUGCUCGAGCUCAUCCUCUGCAGCGACGUGCUGGGCGCCGCCGACAUCGGCCGCGUGUCGUGCACCUGCCGCCGCCUGCGCGAGGCGUGCCAGCCGCACGGCAAGGUGUGGCGGGAGCGCUUCCGCCUCAGGUGGCCAUCAUUACUGAAAUACUAUAGCCAAACAGAUGGUGUUAGCUGGCUUGAAGAAUACAAAGCACGGCACAAUGCUGGCUUAGAAGCCCAGAGAAUUGUAGCUUCAUUCUCAAAAAGAUUCUUUUCUGAACACGUCCCCUGUGAUGGAUUCAGUGACAUUGAGACUCUUGGAUGUCCAAGUCAUUUUUUUGAGGAUGAGCUGAUGUGUAUCCUUAACAUGGAAGGAAGGAAAGGUCUCACCUGGAAGUACUACGCAAAGAAAAUUCUGUAUUUCCUACGACAACAAAAUAUAUUAAAAAAUCUGAAGGAGUAUCUUCAACGCCCUACUGAUCAGCAGUCAUUUUUGGAGGGUGCUGUUUUAAUUGACCAGUACUGUAACCCUCUAUCAGACAUCUGCUUAAAAAGUGUCCAGGCACAGGUCGAUGAUAUCGCAGAUAAAGUGCGCAAAGUCCUGCGGACAAAAAAUCCAAGGCAUCCCAGCUUGGCUUCCAAGGCAGGAGAGGUCUUGAUUCCAGAAGUGGAGCUUCAGCGGCAGGUACUUGAUGCUAUGAAUUGUGUCCUAUAUGAGCAGCUAAAAUACAAAGGAAAUGAGUUGGAUUACUAUAACUCUCUGAAUUCAUACAUUCACCAGGUUUUGAUUCGCAGGACGGGUAUUCCAAUCAGUUUGUCUGUGCUUUAUUUAACAAUUGCCAGGCAGCUGGGAGUCAAACUUGAACCAGUCAACUUCCCUAGUCAUUUUCUGCUGCGAUGGUGUCAAGGGAAAGAAGGAAGUACAGAUAUCUUUGACUACGCCUACAUUGAUGCUUUUGGAAAGGGGAAGCAGUUGACGGUAAAGGAGUGCGAGUAUCUUAUCGGCCACCAUGUGACAGAAGAGUUCUAUGGAGUGGUGACUUCAAAGGAGGUCUUGCAGCGUAUGGUGGGAAAUCUCUUAAACCUUGGAAAGCGAGAAAGCACUGAUCAGUCUUAUCAACUCUUGAGAGACUCGUUGGAUCUGUACCUGGCCAUGUAUCCGGACAAUGUGCAGCAUCUAAUGCUCCAGGCUAGGUUAUACUUCCACCUGGGAAUCUGGCCAGAAAAGGUUCUGGACAUCUUGCAGCAUAUUCAGGCUUUGGACCCAUCCCAACAUGGGGCUGUUGGAUACUUAGUUCAACAUACUCUGGAACACAUUGAACGCCGGAAGGAGGAGGUGGGCCCUGAGGUGAAGCACCGAUCAGAUGAGAAGCACAAAGAAGUCUGCUUUUCUAUUGGGCUGAUUAUGAAACACAAGAGAUAUGGCUAUAACUGCGUGAUCUAUGGCUGGGAUCCUGCCUGCAUGAUGGGGCACGAAUGGAUCAGAAAUAUGAACGUCCACAGCCUUCCACACGGCCCUCACCAGCCUUUCUACAACGUGCUGGUGGAAGAUGGCUCUUGCAGAUACGCUGCUCAAGAGAACCUGGAACAUAACUCUGAGCCUCGGGAGAUCCCUCACCCUGACAUCGGCCGUUAUUUUUCAGAGUUUACUGGCAAUCACUACCUACCAAAUACCGAGCUAGAAAUUCGGUACCCAGAGGAUUUGGAGCUGACAUGUGCCACAGUUCAGAAGAUCUACAGUUCAAGCAAGGCGUGAGUGAAAAAGACAUUGCGAGGACAGAAGCAGCUGAAGCGUAGCUUUAUCCUCUUCACGAGAAUUGCCCAGAAGGCAAGUUUGGCGACAAUCCUUUGGCUUAAUGCAUUGAGAACUGCAUUGCACUUUGUAACCGGUGCUAUAGCAUCUUUCCAUUGCCUUUGUGCCCAUACUGGCCCAAAGGCACAAGGACAUAUUGGUAGUUGAGGCCAGGCGUAAGGAUCUUGCAGGGAUGGUCAUGCUAGGAAGCACGUUAUCCUUUAAGAAGGAUUUGCACAUACUUUUGUUGUGUGAAUGUCUUGCCUAGACUGUCGACACAGUGAGAUCCCUACUGUGGAAUAAGGAAGAACCCUUUCUUCCAGAAAAGGAAGUUGCUUGUCCUUGCAAUGUUGUUUUUUUUUUUUUUUUUUUUCCUUCUCCCUUAUGUGUAUCUCAUGCUGGUGGUCGUUUUAAAAUCUCUUACAUUUCACUGUCUUCUCCAGUCUGAAUUUUUGCUCAGAUUUUGCUUCACCUCCAUAGUCUGAUUAUUACCAUUCCGAUUCUGAACAUCCUUAUGGGCUCUGGCAUGUGCCCCAGCAACAAAAACAGAAACAGCAAGGCUCUUCGAUUGGCAAGUGUGAUGGUAACUCUGAAAUCCAGUUGACCAACUCACGGAUGGUACAAACUCGUCAUCAGAAGAUGAGAUCGUAGCUCUUUCCUGUGUCUGCUAAAUGAUCCCAGCCCGUGUUCUUACCCUUGUUUUUUGGUCUGUUCAUAAUGUGUGUUUGUGUGAGGUGGGAGCUGCAGCACAGCUGUGAAUGCUCACAGGACAUCUCUGAAUCGCAUUGCAGUGUUUUGUGGAAGCUUUGAGGUCAAUGCUGAUGUGACUGUUUGACCUGUGGGGAGCUUCUAGUCACUGUAGUCUCUGAUCUAUUGGUAUUCAUUACACUGGGAUCAUGACUGUGCAAGGAAACUGGCCAGCCUUGGAAUCAGCCAAACCAGGUGUGAAAAAGAUGCUCAUGCCUGCAGCUUGAGGCCUUCUUCCUUUUUGCCAAAAGAGAAUGGACUCCUGUGGAGGGUGAGGAGGGUUGACAUACUCCUGUACCCAAAGGGAAGUGCUUUAGCAGCCCAAGGCACAUGAAGACCAGCAAAACAGAGAGUUUUUUUCUAAGUCCAGGCAGGAUGGGGUGCGCAGACUGAUUCCAUGCACAUAUAGCAUAGCUUUGUGGCUCGUGAAGCAAGUCCUGUAGGCCAGCUGCAGCUAGUGUCUUCUCAUUAUGCAGCUGCAACACAGUAGUUAGGUCAGAGGUGAGAACUAGGUGUUAUGCCCUGUAGUGUUAGAUGGAUGCUCUUAGUUCUUUAUAACACUUCAAGUAUUGCCAUGCAAAGUCACACACCCUUCUUUUGAGAGAGCACUUGACCUGCAUGCCAUCCUUUUUGAAAUACUGAGCCCUAGUUAAAUAAGAGAAAUAAAUACUGAAAGCCCAGAGCUUUUCCCUGUGGAGCAGAGGUGGUCUGCAGGAAUCUUGGUGCUUUAGAAAGAAUAGUCCUGCGUAGUUAAUGCUGAGAAAUGGUGAAGAUGGUUGUACUCCAUGUAGCAUCUUUUAAGAAGCGUAGACUGAAGUGAGCUUAGGAGGGGGUGGAGGGGAAGCUUAGAUUUUUUUCCACAGAGGUAGAGUUGGUCCAGGUGAAAGCAGGGUAGGAGAACAUUUGGCAAAAUCUCAACCAGAACCCAUCCCCCUUUUAUCAAGGAUUGCAGCAGACUCUUCAAGCAGAUUCCAAGAGAUUCCUAAUUAGGAGGUAAGGUAUGGAAUGAGUCUGCUGGAACACAUGCCCGAAGCUGAGAGUAGGCACAGAGGAGCAGAGCUUGGACCCCUCUGCUCCCCAUCUCAGCUUUGAUGACCCUCACUAUAUGACAACAAAUACGCCAGUGAGUUUCCUGAGGCUUUAUGCUCCCCUCUGCCAAAGGGGCAGUCUGUUGACAUCUUGAGCACGUGAGGAGGUUUACCACAUAUAAAGGGUCCUCAGCACAAGGUGCUAUCUGAAUGCCAGGUAGAACUGUGCCAUAGAGUAGCCAUGGGAGUUGACACAAAGCUGGCCAAAGCUUCUCCAAAAACUGGUGCUUGACAAAUAUUUAAUCCAUUUAAAAAUCUGCUGUGUGCUUUAUAAGAUGAUGGGAGUCCCAGAGCAGCCCACAGAGCCCAUUAUGCCCAUCUUGCCAAGGGCACUCUUUUUCUAGUCUUUUAGAAAGAGUCCGUGCUGGAGGAAGCACGGGAACCGCUCCUGACCGCACUUCACAUGUGCUUCCCCCACCCACAGACUCAACGGUUUCCGGUUUUGCACGAGGUGUAACAGUCAGCGCAAGGAGAGUGUUAUCAUGUAAUAGUGGGUAGACAUACGAGUGAGUUAAGCUCACAGGCAGCCCAGUUAGCCUGACAACUAAUACCUCUCAUCUGUUCUGCAAACACUGUGUAGUCAGAGAAUCUCUGAUGGCAGGCAGACCUGUCUGAGCACACCACACUAGGGGAAAAAAAAACACAGCCAAGUGUCAGCUGGCAGUGAUGAAAGAAGGGUUUCAUAUAGCACCACCAAGGGUGGCUCUGCUGUGCAGAUGCUGAAAAAUGUCGGUGCAUGAUUGUGUAGGUUUUCAUGUUGUCCAGGUGCACUGACGUGUCCUUGUAUGCACCCAGUUUGGAAGAGGCUGAAGGCAUUUCAGUGUUCACUGCACAACAUCAGCAGCACAGGGUCCAAGUCAGUUUUGGGCCUUCAGACACAGCCAAAGGCAAAAGUACGUAGGUAAAAGCUAACCCUUCUUGUUCCUGUGGGGUGAAGUAGGCCAGCCGCCUCGUUCUGCGUUUCUGUUGCUGACUUUGGGAUAGGCUACGUUGCACGCUGUGAGUCUGUGUGCAGUUUUGGUCUUACUGAGGAGCAAUUCCCACGUAAGUAUUUGCAGCUGUGGGAGGCGUCAACCAAGCAUCCAAACUAGCCAGAGAAAACGAACACAAGGAUACCUCCCCAUCCCUGUUUGAGCAGCCUCUUAAAAUGCACAGUUCUGGCAGACUGAGCAUUGGAGGUCCAGCACAGCCAAGAAACAUGUCUUUGGGCUGACAGGUCACACAGUAGGUGUUUGCCUGUGCAUCGGGAGGCUCCUCCAUUUGUCUCUUCUGUCCAUCUCUCCUCCUGGCAGCGCAAGUGCUUUUGCAGCAGCCUCACUAACAUCAUGGUUUACUCAAGAAGACAGCAUUGGAUCCCAAAAGUUCUUUGUGAGUAAUGUCUGGGUCAGCAAGAAUGUGCAUAUGCUAGAGAUAUAUAUAUAUAUGUAUGUAUGUAUGUAUACGCAUAUACAUCAUGAUUUGUC
Rhea pennata is the source of this 5148-nucleotide messenger RNA. It is a transcript of the gene FBXO21, whose product is annotated as F-box protein 21. Bases 48 to 1814 code for a protein of 588 amino acids. The record is from RefSeq and is a predicted model, not a curated record. The transcript is spliced from 12 exons. NCBI's taxonomy places the organism in Eukaryota, Metazoa, Chordata, Aves, Rheiformes, Rheidae. Gene Ontology annotation, molecular function: protein binding; DNA binding.